Messenger RNA from Sorghum bicolor (sorghum), 1842 nucleotides. Its product is annotated as BTB/POZ and TAZ domain-containing protein 3. The record is from RefSeq and is a predicted model, not a curated record. The coding region runs from base 362 to 1639 and encodes 425 amino acids. The transcript has 6 exons. Gene Ontology annotation, molecular function: protein binding. NCBI's taxonomy places the organism in Eukaryota, Viridiplantae, Streptophyta, Magnoliopsida, Poales, Poaceae.
UGCCUGUCUCUGUGCCUCUCCUCCUCGUCUCGCCUCCGCCUGCCCUCCCCUCCCCGGCCUUGGUUCUUGCGUGGGAUCCCACCCCGUGCUUCUUGCCACUGCCACUGUCAUGUGGGGCAGUCCAUUUUGUAGGGGAACACUUGUCAGGCGCCUUGGCGUGAGUUGGCAUAGGAAGAGCGGAAGAGGAAGGCUAAAAAAAAAGUUUCUUGUGGACUGACGACGACGCGGUGGUGAGUGGUGGUGAACAAGCUCCCUUCUCGUUCUCGCCUCUCGCCCUCACUCUCUUUACAGAGAGAGAGGCUUUCGCAGUUUGCGCUCCAGAGGCCAGAGCCUUAGACUGAUUUCAGGGGGAGCAUAGUCGAUGGAAUGCCUUGAGUUUGAUUGUUCUGAUUUAUUCCUGGAUGGCGAUGCGAUCGACUUCCCAUUGGAAAUCCAUCUUGAGUCCAACAGUUCAGCAGGCGCCAAAGCUGCGCCGGAUCAUAGGCGGCAUGCUCAGCUUCAUCGCAGCAAGGCCCCUGAUCCGCCACCGUUGCCUGGAACCUCUUAUGACGCGUGGAGAAUUUCUAGGAAGGCAAAGGCUUGUCGCCGCGUCCCUGAAGGCGUCGUCGAUUCCUGGGACAGGUUGUUCUUGCAGGGAUACCAAUCUGAUCUCCGUGUUUGGACAGACGAUGACACUGAAAUUCUUUCACAUUCCUGUGUUCUUGGUGUCAAAUCUCCUGUUCUGAGAGCUAUGUUGGAGGAAGCCAAAUUGAAAGAUGGUUUUCGGUGUAUUCGUAUUUCUGGCGCGCCUUCAGAAGCAGUCUGUGUUUUCAUCAGAUUUCUUUACUCUUCACGUUUUGAGCAGGAACAGAUGAAGAAGCACGUUCUGCAUUUGCUUGUACUCUCCCAUGUUUUCUCGGUGCCAUCUCUGAAGACGGUCUGCAUCGACCAACUCGAGAGGAAUUUCCUUGCUCCUGACAACGUGGUAGACAUGCUGCAACUUGCCAGAUUGUGUGACGCGCCUCGGCUCUCGCUCGUCUGCACCCGGAUGAUCAUCGGGGAUUUCAAGACCAUCUCUCUGACGGAUGGGUGGAAAGUAAUGAGACGGGUCAAUCCUACUAUGGAACAGGAGUUGCUCGAGUCUCUUGUCGAAACCGAUACAAAAAGGCAGGAAAGAGCUAAAAGGAUGGAAGAAAAGAAGGUCUAUCUGCAAUUGCACGAAGCAAUGGAGGCCCUUGUCCACAUAUGCCGAGACGGAUGCAGGACGAUCGGGCCUCGAGAUCAAGCGCUCAAGGGCAGUCUAGCAGCUGCCUGCAAGUUUCCGGCCUGCAAGGGCAUCGAGCUGCUCGUGCGCCACUUCUCGACCUGCAGAGUUCGGGUGCCUGGUGGCUGUGCCAACUGCAAGCGAAUGUGGCAGCUCCUCGAGCUGCAUUCCCGCAUGUGUUUCAUCCCGGACACCUGCAAGGUUCCUCUCUGCAGGCAUUUUAAGGAGAAAAUGCGGAAUCUGGGGAGGAAGGAAGAGACCAAAUGGAACCUUUUGGUGUGCAAGGUACUGGAGAGCAGAGGAACCAUGGCUUUUAUGCCAGAAAGGAGAAAAAAAUUAUCAAUCCUAACACCAGCUGGGAGUUGCCACGUGGCUCCUCUUGUAGGACCUAUUUGAAACACCGAAAGUUCGCAGGGGUUUUAUGUAAGACGGGAAGGGGAUCAGGAGGAGCUGGAACAAAAAAAAAACCGUCAGAACAGUUGUUGCGUGACGAUACUUAAAAAAGAGAAACAAAUAUAUAUUUUUGACCAUCCAUCUAUAGUUUGAGGAAAUUUUGUACCACCAAUUACUAUUAGUAAUGGAAAAUUUAAAUUUGUCCA